GGGGCCGGCCCAGCUGGAAGAUUUCCCUGCUCGUUUCCCUUGGAGGGGUUUUGCCGGUAGCGGUGUACCGAGGGAAGGCUCCGUCCCUAAGGCACCCUGCCUCACCCUGCGGGGGAAGGGAGUUGUUGGGUGGGGGCAAGUCAGGAAGGGAGGAUCUCAGUGGCUCUCCUAAAAUCUAUUAGCAGACUGCGAGGAGGGAAGAGUUUGGCACUUCGCAGGCGAGGCUGGACUUGUUUUCCCCAGCGGUGAUGCCACUGCACUGAGAGCUUCGCGGCCGUGCAAGUUGGGGGGUCGGAGCCCCCUCCCCCUCCUCCUUCACGGCCCCACAGACCUGGUCCAGUGCCUUCAGCCCGGUGGCUCGUCGUUGCCGCCCGCUAUAUGAGAGCUAGUCCGAGGACAGGGAGAUUCAGUGCCUGCUAGGGCUGUUUUUCUCCGCCCCCGCUCCCCCCCCCCGGACUUUCCCACCACCGACGACGAGCGGCGAGCACCCGGGAGAGUUGUGUUGGCAGGCUCCGUGCUAUGGCGAGGCUGCGGAGAAGCAAACUAGCCGCUGGAUUUCUAUUACUUUUCCAGUGCUUGAGCGAGCGCUGCCAGCUCGCCGGCGGGGAGGCGCCGAGGCAGAGCCGCGGUGAAUAAUGAGGAACACCAAGGCAGCAUUUAAAAACUUUAUGAAGAGAGGAAAGACUCUUGGCAGAAUUAAUCUAGGGAAGAAAAUUAAGGUACAGGAGAAGGAUAUGGAAGAGAAAAUUAGUGUGUGUUUUAUGAAGUUGUUCAGAGCUUCCCUAAAGUGGAGGAAAAUGCACGAGUGGAUUCACAUGUAAGCAUCCACAGGUGGAGAAGGCAUUCAGAGUCUCUCAAAUCAGUUGACACCAAUAGAGCUAGCAUGGGACAGGAUUCCUCUGAGCCGGGGGGUUUCACGGAUCUGCUGCUUGAAGAGGGACACGAUAACACCACCCAGAUUGAGGAGGAUACAGAUCAUAAUUAUUAUACUUCAAGGACUUAUGGCCCAUAUGAUUCUACCAGCCGGGAUUUGUGGGUCAAUAUAGACCAAAUGGAAAAAGACAAAGUAAAGAUUCAUGGAAUCCUUUCCAAUACCCAUCGGCAAGCAGCAAGAGUGAAUCUGUCCUUCGAUUUUCCAUUUUAUGGCCAUUUUCUCCGUGAAAUUACUGUGGCAACUGGGGGUUUCAUAUAUACUGGAGAAGUUGUGCAUCGAAUGCUAACAGCUACACAAUACAUUGCACCCUUAAUGGCAAAUUUUGACCCCAGUGUGUCAAGAAAUUCAACAGUCAGAUACUUUGAUAAUGGCACAGCAUUAGUUGUCCAGUGGGAUCAUGUACAUCUGCAGGAUAAUUACAACCUGGGCAGUUUCACUUUUCAGGCCACCCUUCUCAAUGAUGGGCGUAUCAUUUUCGGCUACAAAGAAAUUCCUGUUGCUGUGACACAGAUAAGUUCAACCAACCACCCAGUGAAAGUGGGACUCUCAGAUGCAUUUGUGGUCGUGCACAGGAUUCAGCAAAUUCCCAAUGUCCGUAGAAGAACAAUUUAUGAGUACCACAGGGUGGAACUACAGAUGUCAAAGAUUACCAAUCUGUCAGCUGUGGAAAUGAUACCUCUUCCAACUUGUCUUCAGUUUACCAGCUGUGGUCCUUGUGUCACUGCCCAGAUUGGUUUCAACUGCAGCUGGUGCAGCAAACUCCAAAGAUGUUCCAGUGGAUUUGAUCGUCACCGGCAAGAUUGGGUAGACAGUGGCUGUCCUGAAGAGUCAAAAGAUAAGAUUUGUGAGAAGAAUAUAGAUACAACUGAAACACCUCUACACUCCUCCACCACCCUUCUGCCGACCACCACAAAGUUCAGAGUUUUAACCACCACCAGAGGGUCCACCACUUCCCACCUGCCAACUAGCCUGCCCACAGAAGAUGACACCAAGAUAGCGCUGCACCUAAAAGAUAAUGGAGCUUCCACAGAUGACAGUGCUGCAGAGAAGAAAGGUGGAACACUUCAUGCCGGCUUAAUUGUCGGCAUUCUAGUCCUGGUCCUCAUUGUGGCUGCAGCCAUCCUUGUGACCAUUUAUAUGUAUCAUCAUCCAACAUCAGCAGCUAGUCUCUUCUUUAUAGAGAGACGCCCAAGCAGAUGGCCAGCAAUGAAAUUCCGAAGAGGGUCUGGACAUCCUGCCUAUGCUGAAGUGGAGCCAGUUGGAGAAAAAGAAGGGUUCAUCGUAUCAGAGCAGUGCUAAAAUUUCUAGGACAGAACACCAGUACUGGCCUACAGGUGUAAGACAUUUACUUUGCCUCUCUGUAAAGGAGCCCUAAGCUGCUGUAGCCUGAUAGAAUGAAGAUUCUGGAUAAGCUUUGUCCAAGAAGAAAAACUAUCUAAGAUACCAGACUACCACUGCACAGUAGUUUUUGUUAGUGGACUGAGACACAAUGGUUCAUGCUGAACACUUGUCAGUGGACACCUACGGUAUCAGAACUAUGGCACAAGUGCCAUGUUAUUGGCUUUAGGUAUGGGGAUGCACAGUAAUCAAAAAUACAAUAAAGCUUUGGUGCACAAGGGUAUUGCCCUUUGGUUCAAGUGUUCUUCUCUGGUAUCUCAAAGACUGAGUGACAAACCUGUACCCUUCCAGUGCAAAGAGCACUGAUCAGUCUUCACAGGUUAGUAAGCAUGGUAUCUCAAUGCAGGUAAAGAAUACAAAAAUGAGUUUUCCAAGACUUCUAUAAGUGGAUGCGAGCUACACUCACUUUUCAAAUCUAAAUUAACCUGCUCACCUAACUCGCAAGUCACAGUGUUUAUGCUUUCCAGAGGUAAUACAAUGUUUCUUGUACAUUGCUGAUUACUAGCCUUCUAAACAACUCAUGAUAUUCAAAUAGGUAAGAAAUGAAAAUGAAAGAGAAUUUUCACAAUGGCGAAAUUAUUUUGUGGGAGUUGACAAUGAAAUUGGGCUGAUUUUCAGUUUCAAUGUUCACUAAAACUUAAUUUUCAAGUUUGUUUCAAGGGAUAUCUUUCAUUCCUGAGCAGUACGCUGAAGUAAAGGCAACAGAUCCUUUUAGCUGCCAGAGAUCUUAUGGACCAUUUCUUAGCAAUGUGAUAUGAAAAAUAAGAUUUUAAACAAAUGGGUUUCUAUCCUUCGACACAUCAGUGUGAGUCCUUACUGAGAAGCACCACAGACUUCUGUGCACCCCUUCCAGAAAUUCAGAUAGAUACAAGUGUUAUUGAACCCUGCUGAUCCAUACAGUAAUUUUGUUUAAUGCACAUAGUAGUUGCAUAAAUAUAUAUAUAAAUAUAUUUUUUUUUAUAGCUAACACAAGGCGGGCUCUUGUGACUGUUAAGACUGCAUUUUUGUCAUCCAGACAAAGGAAAUGGUUUGCAUUAUUGCAUAUUUCCACUGAGUUGUAAAAUAAUCCUUAAUAUUAGAUUAUUUUUAUGUUGUGUAGAGAAGGUGGUUCAUGUAGUUGCAAUACCAUCACAUUUCUGCCUAUUGGAACCAUUCUUUCUUUAAUAUAGACCCUUUCACUCCCUGUAGAGGGAAAGACAAGACUUUAAUUCACACCAUCAAAAGCAGUUACUCCUUUCAUGGAAGGCGUUGAUGCACAUUGAGACCUAGAUAUUCCAUGAGGGGUGGGAACAUAAAUAUUUAAAUGAUCUGGGCCUAAGCUAUUACAAUUUUAAAUUCAGGUAUUGUAUGUACAUUUCAUUCUAAUCAUCAACUGUCAAAUCUUUUACAUACUGUACAAGGCAUUUGUAUCAUUUUUAAGUGAGGUAUACAACAUUUGAAGUUUCAGAUCUCAAGCAGUUAAAAAAAGUUGUAGAUACCACCUUAAUAGUACAGUUAUUUACGUUUCUUGUUGGUGCUUGUAUGGUCUAAAUUUCAUUACUUAAUGCUGUUUAAAAAAAUACAAAACCAAAACAAAAACAAACUAU
Messenger RNA from Neopsephotus bourkii (Bourke's parrot), 3918 nucleotides. It is a transcript of the gene PLXDC2, whose product is annotated as plexin domain containing 2. The record is from RefSeq and is a predicted model, not a curated record. Lineage: Eukaryota; Metazoa; Chordata; Aves; Psittaciformes; Psittacidae. The coding region runs from base 884 to 2233 and encodes 449 amino acids. The transcript has 15 exons.